AUGGCCGCGUCCUCCCCGAGCGCCGCCACCUGCGCCGAGAGCGCCGUCGCCUACACCGAGAGUGCCUCCGCAUCCGCAUUGAGCACGGCCGCACCCGCCGAGAGGGCGUCUGCGGCAGCCGACAGGGCAGCUGCAGUAGCCGAGACGGUUGCAGCAGCUGCUGCGACAGCGGCUGCAAAUGCCGAGAGCGCUCGAGCUGCCCUCCGACCCGCCGCAGCUCCGCCCACCACCGCCCCGCACGCCGCCGCCGCUCCGUCCGCCACCGCCCUGCCUGGCUCCGUCCGCCACCGCCCCGGCCGCACGCCGCCGCCGCUCCACCGCUCUCACCGCUCUCCGUUGGCACCGAAGAAGACGCCGAAGGGCAAGUCGGGCUUCUUCGGUGUGAGGCAGAAGCCCUCCAGUAACUUCGUAGUGGAGUUCUCCGACGCCGGGAGGCGUUGGUGGAUCGGCACGUACCCCUCCGCCCACGAGGCCGCGCGUGCCUACGACGUGGCGGUGUGA
Aegilops tauschii subsp. strangulata is the source of this 501-nucleotide messenger RNA. Lineage: Eukaryota; Viridiplantae; Streptophyta; Magnoliopsida; Poales; Poaceae. The record is from RefSeq and is a predicted model, not a curated record.